AUGACGUCACAGUGGAUUCAGCAUCAGGAAUCUGAUGAAAUUGAGAAACCGCACACAGGUGAUAAAUGUGGGAUGACCUUCAUCGAGGUCUGUGAGCACCAGAUCAUUGAUAUACUAGAUAAGACCUAUGAAUGCAGUCAGUGUGGGCAAAAAUUAGAUAAAAUGUUCAAACUCAAUGAACAUUAUCAAAAAGCUCAUAAAGGACAAAAACUAUAUAAAUGCUUGGAAUGUGGCAAAGCUUAUCAUACUAAAUCAUACCUCAAGGAACAUCAGAAAACUCAUGUGGCACAGAUGCCCUGUGUAUGCAGUGAAUGUGGGAAAGGCUUCACCAGGAAGAGUGAUCUCACGGCUCAUCAGCCAAUUCAUACUAGAGAGAAACCCCAUGUAUGUACUAAAUGUGAAAAAGCCUUUAUCAGGAAGAAGUACCUCACUAUUCAUCAGAAAAGUCAUACUGGGGCGAAACCCCAGGAUCGUUACCAUGUAGCUGUCAUGAGUGUGGAUAAAGAUUUACCUGUGUUUCUAAGUUUUCUUGAUAAAAACACAAAAUUGGAAAAGCUUUAA
Molecule: messenger RNA, 561 nt
Organism: Echinops telfairi (small Madagascar hedgehog)
Lineage: Eukaryota; Metazoa; Chordata; Mammalia; Afrosoricida; Tenrecidae
Product: zinc finger protein 649-like
Exons: 2
Coding region: 1-561 (186 amino acids)
Biological process (GO): negative regulation of transcription by RNA polymerase II
Molecular function (GO): DNA-binding transcription repressor activity, RNA polymerase II-specific
Source: RefSeq, a predicted model, not a curated record